Molecule: messenger RNA, 1854 nt
Organism: Phlebotomus argentipes
Lineage: Eukaryota; Metazoa; Arthropoda; Insecta; Diptera; Psychodidae
Product: glutamate receptor 2-like
Exons: 4
Coding region: 1-1854 (617 amino acids)
Cellular component (GO): membrane
Molecular function (GO): ligand-gated monoatomic ion channel activity
Source: RefSeq, a predicted model, not a curated record
AUGGAACAGAGAGGAUUCUGUAUUAUCCUAUCAAUGCUCAGUAUCAUCAACUUGACUAAUUGUGAAUCCAAAAUUUGUCUUGGAGAUUUCCUGAAGGAUUUCGUGGAACAUGAAAAUGUUCCAACGACGAUUUCCUUGUUCGAUUGUCAAAAGUAUUCCAUCGUGAAAAUUGCGAGAGUGACUGAAUUGCCGAUUGUGACGAACCCGAAGGACUUCCUCGACAUCCUUCAGGAUCCGAAAGCCAGAAGGAACGACGUUCUCAACGUUGUGGAUCUCGACUGUCCUUCGGCCAGAGAAACUCUCGCCGAACUUCCGCCUCUUCUUCUGGCGCAUCCCAUUCGGUGGCUUCUCCUCGCGGACUCUGCGAGCCUCAAGGACCACGAAGGACUCCUCGAGGAUCUGCCACUGCGACUGGACAGCGACGUUCUUCUGGCCGAAGUCUUCAACUCCUCUAGACUCAGUCUCGAUUACAUCUUCAGGAUCAACCCGAGUUUAACGAUAAGCCACGAAGCUUACGGAGAGUGGGAUUCAAAGGUGGGAAUCAGAGACUUUCGGAGCACAAGAGUUUUGUCGCGCAGACGAUCGAACUUGCAUCAAACUCUCUUAACGACGUCAAUCGUCAUCACGAAUCCAGACAGCGUGAAUCAUCUCGACGAUUACACCGAUAAACACAUUGACUCAAUCACCAAAGUCAACUACAGAACGACCAACAUAAUAAUGGACAUGCUAAACGCCACUCGGAAGUUUACAGUCAGCUCGAGUUGGGGCAUUAAAAACCAAACCACUGGCAAGUGGGAUGGAAUGCUUGGUGAAGUUUUAGACGGACGGGCUGAAAUUGGCGGAACAUCGCUCUUUAUGACACCAGAGAGAGUGUGGAUUAUAGAGUAUCUGACGUUGACAGUCUCCACCAAUUUAGCCUUCAUAUUUCGCCCACCGCCGCUUUCUUAUGUCGCCAAUAUCUUCUACCUGCCUUUCAGAGGCACAGUUUGGAUCGCGAUGUUCGCUCUUUUGGCUCUGGCCACGUUCAUCUUCUUCUUCAGCUGGCGACUCAGCAUUCAAUAUAAGAAUCGUGAGGAAGAAGUUCCCAGAUUCAGCGACAUCGUGAUGAACGCGGCCGGCGCCGUGACUCAGCAAGGAGCGCACAUGGAGGCCAAGAUCGCUUCCGGAAGGAUUUCGUCGUUCUUCCUCUUCCUCUCCAUGUUCUUCUUGUACACUUCCUACACCGCCAACAUCGUGGCUCUGCUGCAGUCGACGACGACCAGCAUCUCUACUCUGCAGGAUCUUCUGGACUCCAACAUGGAUCUCGGCGUGGAGGACAUUGUGUACAAUCGCCACUACUUCAGCACCAUGACGGAGCCAGUGCGGAAGACAAUCUAUGACACUAGGAUUGCGCCUCCGGGAAAAAAGGACAAAUUCAUGAGUUUAAAUGAUGGCGUUGCUGGAAUUCGUCGAGGACUUUUCGCAUUUUUCUCCGAAUGCGCAAAAUCUUAUCAAAUGAUUGAGGAAACAUUCUACGAGCAUGAGAAAUGCGGGCUUAUGGAAAUCAAAUAUUUAUUUACAACUGACCCUUGGCUCGCCAUAGCGAAGAACUCUCCCUACAAGGAAGUCAUGAAAGUUAGUCUUUUUAAGAUGAAGGAAUUCGGUGUGGAGCGUCGUGUGGAAUCAAAACUCUACACACGAAAGCCUGUUUGCAGCGGAAAAGGACAGAACUUUGGAAGUGUUCGUCUGAUUGAUUGUCACAUGAUAGUCACAAUUAUCAUAUCAGGAUACAUCUUAUCGCUAUUCAUCCUUCUGCUUGAGCACUUGGUGAAGAGGAAAUAUUUCAGAAUCCCUGAAGGCCUUUGUCUCUUUUAA